AUGGUUUCCAACAAUCCGGUAUCAGAAAUGCCGAAGUCGAAAGCACCGAUCGGCCACCUUUAUUCACAACCACCUGCCCUAUUGCUUGCCAUCUACCCUCUAACUCUUAUUAUGGGCUCCAUUUACUCCCGGAUAUCACCGACCGCGAACCCUUCAAGCGCAGCCUCGAUAUCCUCACACUCUUCACAACCGGUCAAUUAUUUUGCCCGAAAGGGAAAUGUCUUCAACGUAUAUUUCGUUAAAAUCGGAUGGCUCUGGACGAGCCUAGCAUUCCUAUCACUACUUCUAACGCAGGAUGCAUUCACUAGUAAAAGGGUCUCUGCAGACUAUCGAAUGCGACGCGUCGGACAAGCUCUCCUCCGUUAUUCUCUAGUUACUUUUUCCUGGAUCUUGACUACACAAUGGUGCUUUGGGGCCCCCAUAAUCGAUCGCGGGUUUCUUGCCACCGGUGGGAAAUGCGAAAUAACCCAACAAGUGUUUGAUGAUCGUUCGCAAGCCGAGUUACCUCCGACUGUAGUCCUGACCUCGGUGUUGUGCAAGGCUUCAGGGGGUACCUGGAAAGGUGGUCACGAUGUGAGCGGACACGCGUUUAUGCUGGUUUUAGCAAGUGCAUUUUUGAUAUUUGAGAUGCUGGGCUCAAGGUCUUCGGCCAUUAUUAGCAACAGUAAUGAUUGUGAUGCUAGAGAGCCAGCUCAAAGGACCACAGACAAACGAGUUACCAAUGGUGGACCCAAUGAUAUCAAACAGCUUCUUGCGGAGCUCUCUAGGAAAUUCGUUUGGACGAUUGUGGGCCUAUCCUUGUGGAUGUUACUCAUGACAGGGAUUUGGUUUCAUACAUGGCUUGAAAAGAUGUCGGGUUUGGUCCUUGCUCUCGCUACGGUAUAUUUGGUGCAUAUACUGCCUCGUUCCCUACCAGCGUGGCGUGGGUUUAUUGGCAUCCCUGGAGUUUAA
Molecule: messenger RNA, 951 nt
Organism: Nannizzia gypsea CBS 118893
Lineage: Eukaryota; Fungi; Ascomycota; Eurotiomycetes; Onygenales; Arthrodermataceae
Exons: 2
Coding region: 1-951 (316 amino acids)
Biological process (GO): lipid droplet organization; lipid storage; phospholipid biosynthetic process
Cellular component (GO): endoplasmic reticulum membrane
Source: RefSeq, a predicted model, not a curated record